This is a messenger RNA of Crotalus tigris (Tiger rattlesnake), 2109 nucleotides long. RefSeq names its product kinesin light chain 3 (gene KLC3). The record is from RefSeq and is a predicted model, not a curated record. NCBI's taxonomy places the organism in Eukaryota, Metazoa, Chordata, Lepidosauria, Squamata, Viperidae. Gene Ontology annotation, biological process: axo-dendritic transport. The transcript has 13 exons. Gene Ontology annotation, cellular component: membrane-bounded organelle; kinesin complex; cytoplasm. Gene Ontology annotation, molecular function: kinesin binding. Bases 212 to 1756 code for a protein of 514 amino acids.
CAGUCGCGGCCCAGGUAAGCCGCGGCUCCGCUGGGCGGGGCGGGAGCGCCCCUCCUCCCCAGCGAGGCGCUGAACCCGGGGCGGGCGGCGGAGGCUGCCGGGGCGCGGCGAGCGCUGAUUCUCUCCUCGACAGGCCGGCAGGGAGGAAGGAGACCCCCAGGAGACACCAGGAGCUCGGCGCCCUCCUUCUUUAGAACCAACGUGGCCCACCAUGUCCAUCAUGGUGGGCCUGAAUGACACCCAAUCGGAGAGGAUGACAGGCGAUGACAUCAUCCUCCAAACACGCCAGGUGAUGAAGGGGCUGGAAGCCCUGCGCAGCGAGAACCGCAGCAUCCACUUCCACCUGCAGGAGGCUCUGCUGAAGGAGCGGCAGCUGAUGGAUGAGAGGGAGACCCCCCUGGCAGCCGCGGAUGCCCAGGCCCUGGAGCUGCUGGAAGAGAAGCAGGACCUCGUCUGCAGGAGCCUGGAAGGCAUAGAGCUGGGCAUUGCCGAAGGCCAGAUGCUGAUCGCCCUCUCCUCCCACAUCGGGGCGCUGGAGGCGGAGAAGCAGAAGCUGCGGGCCCAGGUGAGGCGCCUGGGCCAGGAGAACCUCUGGCUGAGGGAGGAGCUGGCCGGCACCCAGCUGCGGCUCCAGCACAGCGCAGAGGCCGUGGCUCAGCUGGAGGAGGAGAACAAGCACCUGCGCUUCCUGAACCAGCUUAAGCACUACGAGGCCCGGGAGGAGCAGGUGGAGACAGAGGAAGGCUUUCUCAGCACGGAUGACGACCAAAGGCCAGAGGGGCAGAGUCCAGGUGUCGCCGCCUUGGCAGCUCAGCAGGGCGGGUACGAGAUCCCAGCACGCCUGCGGACACUGCACAACCUGGUGAUCCAGUACGCUUCUCAAGGGCGCUACGAGGUGGCCGUGCCGCUUUGCAAACAGGCCCUGGAGGACCUGGAAAAGAGCUCCGGGCACAGCCACCCGGACGUGGCCACGAUGCUCAAUAUCCUGGCCCUGGUCUACCGGGACCAGAACAAGUACAAGGAGGCCACGGAGCUGCUCAAUGACGCCCUGGACAUUCGUGAGCAGGCGCUGGGCGUGGAGCACCCUUCCGUGGCGGCCACCCUGAACAACCUGGCUGUGCUGUACGGUAAGCGAGGGAAGUACCAAGAGGCUGAGCCGCUGUGCAAGAGGGCCCUGGAGAUCCGAGAGAAGGUGCUGGGCGCCGACCAUCCAGACGUGGCCAAGCAGCUGAACAACCUGGCCCUCUUGUGCCAAAACCAGGGCAAGUUCGAAGAGGUGGAACAGUAUUACCAGCGGGCCCUUCGCAUCUACCAGAGCCAGCUGGGCCCCAGCGACGGCAACGUGGCCAAGACCAAGAAUAACCUGGCCUCGUGUUUCGUGAAACAGGGCAAGUUCCAGCAGGCUGAGCAGCUGUACAAGGAGAUUCUCUCCCUGCAGGACCAGGAGCUGAGCACCCCCAGGGCUGAUUAUAGCUGGACAGGAGCUGGCCACACCUGGGAAGGGCAGGAGGGGAUGAGGCGCAGCAGCUCCUUCUCUCGCUUCCGGGACUCCCUCAAGCGCAGCAGUGAGAAGCUGGUCUCCAAGCUCCGGGGCCAGGCAGUGGGGCAGCCCAAGGAAGCUGCAGCCCCCAGGAUGACACGGGCCACGUCCCUCAACCUGCUGCAUGUGAACGAGGGUGCAGCUGUCGCAGCCCCAAAGCCCACCCGGAACCUGAGCACCAGCAUCCAGGACCUCACGCACCGCACCGCCCACUAGGCCCACUGGCCUUCACUCUCCCUGGCUGAGGCCAGGCCUAACCUGCGUCACUUGUUGGUUCAAGCACUUCACCUGGCCCUCCCUGGGCUGAGCACUGCAUGCACGGGAGGUCCCCCUUGGGGGGAGCAAGCGCCCCUCCCGACUCACAGAGGACUGUUUCUCAGGAAUGGAGCAGCUGCUGCCAUCCCAAAGGAUCACAAGGAGGGGAGCUUCUCCCCCCUCGCUAUUGCCUUAAACUCCUUGGGGGCAGGAGCAGCAGCCUGUUCCCCCCUCCCCUCACUAUGGCUCUUGUGAAGCCAAACCUUAGUUUAUUUAUGCACCUUAUUUUUCCUUAAAUAAAGUCUGCUGGGAAU